AUGUCAAACAUGGAGUUGCGUAUUAACCAAGCUGAAUGGUUGCAAAAAGUAGACCAAAAUCUACAAGCCAUAUGUCUAAUUGGAAGGAAACUAAUUUCUGGGCGUGCAGCAUGCCGAAAUCCGGGCUCCGAGCUCAUCCUGAUACAGCAAGAGGCGAAAUUGAUUCGUUAUGUCUCGCGAGUAUGCUAUUUCAAUGAGCGUUAUCGUGGUACCCGAUAUCCGGCAUUGUAUGAUUGGCUAACAUACGUCAAUCUAACAUCCACCGAAAUUGUCGCUCUUUUGGAAUACUUUCAAACAUUUUGUGCUUUAAUAGCACUUUUGGAUAUCAGCGAAAGACUUCGUUUUACUUCUGAAGGACGCCGGCGUUUACGAAAAUCAUCAUACUCUUUACGUAGCUACAUUUCCAGAUGGAGAGAUGUUUCAAAAAAAGAUCGACCAUUAUUAUGUUCUGAUUCUGCUCGUUAA
This is a messenger RNA of Gongylonema pulchrum, 465 nucleotides long. NCBI's taxonomy places the organism in Eukaryota, Metazoa, Nematoda, Chromadorea, Rhabditida, Gongylonematidae. The record is from the annotation of a GenBank genome assembly.